AUGCUGACGGAGGAUGGUAAUGUGAAGAUUGUGGGUGUGGAAGAGAGCUGCCGAAUUCCAAACGAGGAUAUGCACGCCGACACGCUCAAGCUAACCGCUCUUGCCGUGAUUAUCAAGCAACUUAUGGACCGUGUCGCGGCCACGAUGGAGAAAUGGAAAAGGCCUCAUUCCUGGGGACCGGAGAUCAACUCUUUUCUCCAGAACCUAAGAAAGAAGACCCCGGAUGAAUUGCUUAAGGAUCCAUAUCUCGCCUCGCGGACGGUUGGGGGCCUGAGAUGGCUGGCAACCGCCGCUAACAAGGAAGUGCGACAUGAAAUCCGGCGGCUCAAUGCGGACGGAGUCCAAUACGACAGGGUUUGA
Molecule: messenger RNA, 360 nt
Organism: Aspergillus calidoustus
Lineage: Eukaryota; Fungi; Ascomycota; Eurotiomycetes; Eurotiales; Aspergillaceae
Source: the annotation of a GenBank genome assembly